AUGAUUCAGAAUUGUGGAAAUAAUAAUAAUGAUAACGGUAAAGAGAAAUGCAAAUACAUGGCAUGGACAAGUGAAAUGGAUCGUUGUCUUGCUAAAACACUUGCUGAUCAAAUAAAAUCAGGCAACCACAAGACAGUAGCCUAUGGUGCUGCAUUUACUGCUAUUAAUGAAAAAUUUGGACUUGUUUUGGGUAGAGAACAUGUUAGGAAUCGGCUUAAAACCUGGAAGAAACAGUUUGGGAUUUUGAAGGAGAUGCUUAAUCAUAAAGGGUUUGUUUGGGAUGAGGAACAGAAGAUGAUUGUAGCUGAUGAUUCUGUUUGGAAUGAGUAUAGCAAGGUGCAUCCUGAUGCUAGAUAUUUCAGGGCUAGGUUCAUCGAGAACUAUGAUGAGUUGUGUGUAGUCAUUGGCAAUGAUCAGCUAAUAGGAGGAUCUUCUGACAAUGGAGCUGAAAUUGAUGUGGAUUGGAUGGGAAACCGGGAUGGUGUGGAGAAUGGCUGUGUUGCAGAGUUUCAGAACGAUGACAGGCAGAAUAAGAAAUUGAGGUGGACAGAAGGAAUGGACCUUUUGCUUGGUAAAAUUUUUGCAGAGCAAGUGAGGAAGGGCAAUAAAAUAGAGAAUAUCAUACAGCGUGAAAUGUAUGAUUAUGCACUUUCUGCAUUGAAUGGAAAAUUUGGUCCUGAAUUGGGGAAAAAUCACAUUAGGAAUCGGCUUAAAACUUGGAAAAAACAGCAUGGGAUCUUGAAGGAAAUCCUGUCUUGCCCUGGCUUCAGAUGGGAUGAAACACAGAAGAUGAUCAUUGCAAAUGAUUCAGUGUGGAAUGACUAUUUGAAGGUGCAUCCUGAUGCUAGGCUUUUCCAUGGAAAAGUCAUUGAGACCUAUGAUCAUUUAUGUCUAAUCUUUGGUAAGUAUAACGAGGCUGCACAGAGUGUUGAUGUCUCUCCUAGUCAAGGUGGCAAGGUAAAAGAUAAAGUAAGGAACAUGAUGUGGACAAAUGAAAUGGACCAUUAUCUCAGCAAGGUCCUUGUGGAACAAGUGAGAAUUGGAAAUAAGAAUAAACAGGAUAACAAGUUAAAGUCUGCAGCAUAUGUAGCUGCUGUAUCAUCUCUUAAUGGAAGGUUUCAACUUUCCUUGACAAAGGAUCAUGUUAGAAACCGUCUCAAAACAUGGAGGAAACAAUAUGACAUUCUAAAGGAACUUCUGGACCAUGGUGACUUUAAAUGGGACGUGACAAGAAAGAUGGUCAUUGCGAAUGACCAUGCGUGGAAUCAAUUUAUCAGGAGGCACCCAGAUGCCAGGCAAUUUCAAAGCCGGGUUAUCGAUAACUAUGAGGAACUGUGCAUUAUCAUGGGCUGUGAUGACCCACCUGAGAGUUCUUUAAAUGGUGAUGACGUUGAUUUGAAUUUGAUAGCAGACAAUGACACUGUUGACACUGAGGAUGCAUUUUACAAGCUGCUUCUUGAACAAGUGAUGCUUGGAAAUAAGGUUGGGAAAAAUUUCAAGGGUGCAGCUUAUAGAGCUGCUCUUACUGUUUUAAAUGAAAAGUUUGCACUGGAGUUAACAAAGGGAAACAUUAUAAAUCGCUUGAGAACAUGGAAGAAACAGUAUGGACUUGUGAAGGAACUCCUUGCUCAUGGCGGAUUUGAGUGGGAUGGGAAACAAAAGAUGGUUAUGGCUAGUGACUCGAAAUGGAAAGAGUACAUUAAGAGAAAUCCUGAUGCAAAGCAUUUGCGGGCAAAAACUAUUGAGAACUUCAACGAGUUACAUAUUAUAGUUGGCCAUGAGCAUCCAAAUGGAAAUGGGUCUGAAACUGGUGCUAAUGUUGUUGAAGAUCCUAUACAGAGCAAUGAAGAACUCAUGGAGAUCCCAUUGCAUGUGUUGGUUGAUGAAGAUACAAGACAUGAUGUUGGUGAUGAUUAUCAAGAGUCAUCUCAGCAAACAAGGGCCAGGCCUUCAUCAUCAUCCCAUUCUGAGCAGCCUUACAAGAGAAGACGUGACAAUAAUGUUAUGAUGGAGAUGAUGAGUGCCAUUGCCACAGACGUUGGUAGGAUUGCUGAUGCAUUGACAGAAAUGAAUAAUGUGUGCUUGGAUGAAGUGUUUGAGAUGGUGAUGAGAAUACCAGGUUUUGACGAUGACAUCAUUAUUGAGGCUUGUGAGUAUCUUUCUUUUGACGAUAAGAGAGCCAGAAUGUUCAUGAAAUUGAAUGAUCGAUUAAGAAAAAAGUGGUUGUUAAAACGUUUGCGUGGUCAAGCCUCAAAGCAUAUGAUUGAGUCCGCCCAUAACUUGAAGCAUCUGGUCCAUGCAAAAGACAGUCCCUUCGCUAUUAGUAAUGGCACAGUAGAAGGAACCUCUCUCUUACUAAGGGGACUGUAA
Messenger RNA from Dovyalis caffra, 2370 nucleotides. The record is from the annotation of a GenBank genome assembly. Lineage: Eukaryota; Viridiplantae; Streptophyta; Magnoliopsida; Malpighiales; Salicaceae.